GAGAAAUAAGGAAGCAUUCUGAAACUUGAAAGGGGAAACUACAGUCAGUUAAAAAAAGCUGACAGAUAUUCAUUGUCCAUUCCUUUCUACGGACCGUUCUGGAGUCUCCAUAAUCACAAGAAAAUGAUAUUUGUGUUCAUGUUGAUAUGUACCACUCACUCGUCUCAAGGCCUCAUCUGGGAUUGGAGAAAGCUCCCAUGUGAUAUAACACUUUCCAACAGCUCUGUUGUCUUGGACUGCUCAGAAAGAUCUUUGAAAAAAAUCCCGAAAAACCUGAUUUGGAAUACAACUGAACUAGACUUUGCAAACAAUGAAAUACAUUACUUCCCAAAGGAUGCCUUCUGGAAUCUGACUACCGUUAGACGGAUAAACCUCAGAAAGAAUCAGAUUGAAAAAUGCCUUGAAAAAGACCAAGGGGUUUUCUCAAGAUUGGCUAACCUGGAGACUUUGCUACUUGAUGAUAAUAAGAUUUCAGCAAUUCCUCGAGACCUUCCUCCUGGAUUGCAACAGCUGAGCCUCAAUUCCAACCGUAUCAAGAAAAUUGGACCAUCAGACUUUGAAAGAACAAGGAAACUCAAAGUUUUGACAUUAAAUAAGAACUGCUAUCAUAAUGUCAGUAUAGAACUGAUAAUUCACAAUGAAACAUUUCAACAUUUACAGCUAACUGAGCUAGAACUGUCCAAAAAUGGAAUAAAGAAAAUACCAUCGGCUUUACCGAGAUCCCUCAACAAACUCUCACUUCUUCUAAAUAGGAUUGAGCGAGUUCAUGCCUCUGACCUGAGCAACCUAACAAACCUGACAGUUCUUGAUUUGUCUGGAAACUGCCCUUUUUGCUUUACCGCUCCUUUCCCAUGCACUACCUGUCGGACAAAGAAUAACGCUCUACAGAUUCAUCCGGAUGCUUUCAGUGAACUAUCCCAACUGCAAGACCUACGACUGUCUGGAAAUUCUUUAAAAACAAUCCAAUUGUCAUGGUUCCGGAAUCUUACCAAGUUAAAGUAUUUGUAUCUUUCCUUCAACUCAUUGAUAAGUGAAUUUCAAAGCGGACAAUUCUUCAGUGUGUUGCCCCAAGUGGAAGUUGUAGAUUUCUCAUAUAAUAAUCCAUCUCAAACAUUUUACCAAAGAAUGAAUCUGUCAAAAGGCUUUGGUAGUUUGAAAUCAUUGCAAACACUUCACAUGGAAGGCUACAUUUUCCACAAUCUUUGUGAGGAAGAUCUCCGACCUCUCUUCGGUUUGAGAAACCUAUCCGUUCUAAACUUGGGAGUCAACUUUCUCCAACAUAUCAAUCUAUCGGUGUUCAGAAACUUUCACAACCUGUCUUUGCUUUCAUUGAUUGACAACAGGCUAACACUCUCAGAUCCUCUUUGGAGAAAAGAGUGUAGAAAUGACAUCCUUGCUGAUGAGGACGAUGGAGACAGCCGCGAAGACCCCUACAUUCACACAAAUGAAGAGUUCCGCAAUUACCCACCGUUUACCAAAGCCGAGUGUCUGGCAACAGGACCAGUUUUGGACCUCAGUAGGAACAACAUUUACCACAUCAAAAAAACUUACUUCACAGGAGUAGAGAAUACCACAUGCCUCAAUCUUUCCUCCAACUUCAUUGCUUCAUAUUUCAAUGGUACAGAGUUUGUUCACUUUCCCAAGCUGAAGUACCUUGACUUGUCUCACAACAGAGUCUACAUGCGUUCAGAUUCAGCACUGAAAGAACUGAAAGAAUUAGAAGUUUUGGAUUUAAGUCACAACAAACAUUACUUUGAGGUGGCGGGUGUCAGGAACACUCUGACAUUCCUGGAAAACCUCCAGUUCCUAAAAGUGCUGAAUCUCAGUUGGAAUGAGAUAAAUACGCUGACCAAUAAGACUCUGCAGAGCAACUCACUGAAGGAGCUACAGUUUCAAGGCAAUCGACUGGAUAUAAUGUGGAAGAAGGGCCGUGGAUUCAAAGGUAUUUUUAAGUCUCUCUCAAACUUAACACACCUUGAUAUAUCAUAUAACAAGCUUGCUGAAAUACCAGACGAUAUUUUCUUCUAUUUUCCAUGUACGCUAAAAUAUCUUUGCAUGAGCAAGAACAAACUUGCUGAUUUUGAGUGGAAACAGCUCAAAUAUUUACCCCAGUUGGAGACUCUGGAUCUAAGUAUGAACAAAUUGAGUAAAGUCACUAAAAACCUAUCAAAACAUACAAAAUCAUUGAGGGUCAUAGACUUGAGCUAUAAUCUGAUUGUCAAAUUGCAUCACAACUUUCUCAAAGAUGUCGAAAGCCUGAUGAUCCUUAAUCUCGCUUUCAACUGUUUAAAUCAUAUCAGUGACGCAUCCUUCCAGAUAAGUAACGAUCAUUCCCUACACAUACUGAACCUGCAGAGCAACUCUAUCCAUUGCACCUGUGACCUUCUGGACUUCAUUCUCUGGUUAGAGAAAAGUGACACAGUCCUUCCUUAUCUAGCAACAGACAUCUUAUGCGAUCUUCCGGAAUCCAAAAGAGGAUAUCCAAUGGUCAAUCUGGACUUUAAAAAUGCCUGCAUCAACAAUAGUAUCGGUCAAAUCCUGUAUGUACUCACCUCAUCCAUCAUUAUUGUCAUGAUGUCUACAACUAUCGCAAUACAUGUGUUCUACUGGGACAUAUCGUACAUUUAUAAUUUCUGGACAGCCAAAAUGAAAAGUUAUUACUUGAAGAUGACUGACUGCACUUAUGAUGCCUUUGUUAUGUACGACACCAAGGAUCCGAUGGCAGAAGAGUGGGUACUGAACCACUUGCGUUUUGAGUUGGAAGAUAGAGGAAAACGAGUUCGUCCGCUAUGUUUGGCGGAAAGAGAUUGGACUCCUGGUACUCCCAUCAUGGAUAACCUGAACCAGAGCAUACACCGGAGUAGAAAGACAAUAUUUGUGUUGACAGAGGGAUUUGUUCACAGUGGGAUUUUCAAGAUGGCGGCUUUCCUAGUGCAACAAAGGCUUCUGGAAGAGGGCGUGGACGUGAUGGUGCUGGUAAUGUUGGAACCGGUUCUUCGGCAGUCAAGAAUCUUAAACUUGCGACGCUGCCUGUGUGGACACAGUGUGCUGGAGUGGCCCAGAAACCCGGCAGCAGAAGGCUGGUUCUGGCAGAGUUUGAGAAACGCAGUUAGGUUUGAGAGUCAAGGUGGUCAAAGCAAAAUGUUUACAAAUUACUUCAGCGGACGAUGAACUGGAACGAAAUGAGACCCUUCUGUUUAAAUACUUAAGUUGUUAAGAUGGAUUAUUUCUCCUGAGCCAUUUGUGAUUACCAUUAGCAUUGGGGUAGUGUUUACGUUUAUUUGUAUUUGUAAAUGUAUUGUUUAAAAUUGGAACAUUAAUGAAAAUAAAGUGCUACUCAUUAUAAAA
This is a messenger RNA of Megalobrama amblycephala (Wuchang bream), 3348 nucleotides long. RefSeq names its product toll-like receptor 8b (gene tlr8b). The coding region runs from base 124 to 3171 and encodes 1015 amino acids. Gene Ontology annotation, molecular function: pattern recognition receptor activity; protein binding. The record is from RefSeq and is a predicted model, not a curated record. Gene Ontology annotation, cellular component: plasma membrane. NCBI's taxonomy places the organism in Eukaryota, Metazoa, Chordata, Actinopteri, Cypriniformes, Xenocyprididae. Gene Ontology annotation, biological process: canonical NF-kappaB signal transduction; positive regulation of interleukin-6 production; defense response to virus. The transcript has 2 exons.